UAUUUGACAUACGCGAAUGUAAUGGAUAGUGAAGGUGUGCGGACGGACUCUCAGCUUCAGCAGUUUGUUGAAAUCGAGUCUCAAAAGCAAAGGUUUCAACAGCUGGUUCACCAAAUGACAGAAGUCUGUUGGGAAAAGUGCAUGGAUAAGCCUGGUCCAAAGCUUGACUCAAGGGCAGAGGUGUGUUUUAUAAGUUGUGUUGAACGCUUUAUUGACACAAGCCAGUUCAUCCUCAACAGACUUGAACAAACUCAGAAGACAAGAGACUCCUUCUCAGAGACCAUAACAGACUAGCUGGAACCUGACACCAGAACAGACAUUAUCUGUUACCACACUUGUGAAAUAACUGUAUAUAAAUGAAAUAAAAUAAAAAAAUUAAAUGUGAAAUAAACUAUUUUUUAUUCUUUUAAAGUGCAUGUUUAUUGUUUAACACAAUACACUGCUUGGCCAAAAAAUUGCACAGAACGUUGCUGGGCCUAGACCUGACCAUCUGAAGCAACCCCAGACCAUAAUGCGGCUUCCAGAGGCUCGUACAGUGGGCGCACUGCAUGAUGCUUUCAGGUUUGAAUAAUGUGUUUAGAGGUUCUUACCGCAGUUACAAUAAGAUUAAAUCUAUGUAGUAUUAUUAUUAUUUUUUUUUUUGCUUGAUGCAGCCCAAUAAUUUUAUCCAACUUUUUUGGCCAGGCAGAGUAUUUUAAAACAUAUUGAUUGAAUAUGUAAAAAAAAAAAAAAAACAAGGAACAAUGAAACCUCAUCUAAAACAAACUCCUAUUUCUAAUAUAGCAAGUUUUAGGUAUGGCAGCUGGAUAAUUUGUUUCUAAAAACAUCUUGCAUCAGUUUACUUCCCACAUACAUUAUUAGUAGGAGUACUCUCUCUACUAUUGUUAUUGUACUUGCAAUUAUUUAGUUGGGACUGAAAAGUAUGGUGUGCUAUUACUACUUUUUUUGUUGUUAAAUACAUACAGUGCAAUUGGAAAGUAUUCACAGCGUAUCACUUUUUCACAAUUUUAUGUCACUGCCUUAUUUUAAAAUGGAUUAAAAAAAAAAAAUCAACACCCCAUAAUGACAACAUAAAAAAAAAUUACUUGAGAUUUUUGCUAAUGUAUAUAAAAAUAAUUAUAUAUGCAUAAAAUGCACAUGUACAUAAAUAUUCACAGCCUUUACAAAAUUGAGCUCAGGUGCAUCCUGUUUCCCCUGAUCAUCCUUGAGAUGUUUAUGCACCUUAACUGGAGUCCACCUGUGGUAAAUUCAGUUGAUUGGACAUGAUUUGGAAAAGCACACUCCUGCCUAUAUAAGGUCCCACAGUUGACAGUUACAACCCUGGCUCAGGGAAGCAACAUCAGGGACAAAACAUGGGUUUGCCAAUCAAAUAUAAUUUAUUAACUUAAAUUGUCAAAAAUAAAAAAGAUCAACACUAGAGAGAAAAAACACUGCUGCCAAGCUAGUAGCACAGCCAGAGAGUAAGAGCCAGUCCUGGGAUUUAAAAUGGCUCCCUUUCAGGUGCCAUCAAUCAACAGCUGAUUGCAGGUCAUUCCUCCGGAGAUUAAAAAACUAAAUCAGAUUACACCCACAUAACACUCCCACCCUUAAAUAGUUGCUAUGAAAAAAC
Clarias gariepinus (North African catfish) is the source of this 1609-nucleotide messenger RNA. It is a transcript of the gene timm8a, whose product is annotated as translocase of inner mitochondrial membrane 8 homolog A (yeast). The record is from RefSeq and is a predicted model, not a curated record. The coding region runs from base 22 to 294 and encodes 90 amino acids. NCBI's taxonomy places the organism in Eukaryota, Metazoa, Chordata, Actinopteri, Siluriformes, Clariidae. The transcript has 2 exons.